AUCAAUUUGAAGUGUUUAAUCAUGGUCUGAAGAGUCUGUAAUGUAUCUUUGGACUCACAAGACACAACGUUACUAGAUAACGUCAGAUCUGACGAUUCAAUAGAAAGAGCACGCCAAAUAGCUAAUCAAGUGAAAAUACUGGAAUAUCUCAGCAUGGGGUUACUGGGCAUUCUGCUCCUGUCAUGUGCGUUUUUUGGAGUCGCCGUCCAUGCGGGGUCACAGGGGGCAGGAUGGGAGAAGACGCAGGUUUUGAAGUUUGCUAGGGCAACAAAGGCGUGGCAAAUGAGCCAUGAACAGGGCAUCGACAUAAAGAGUAUCAAUGUUAAUGAUAUAGAAAUAGGAAGAAAUGAUGAUGACCCCGCUUGCGUGGGGUGUGAGUUGGUUUUAGACGCAUUGACAUUUUUGGACGACGAUGCCAUGACAGUAGACGAAUCUUGGUAUGAAGGUGGUUUAAAGGAAAUAACUGAAGAAAUAUGCGAGAUUGCUCUGAAAGAGGUUGAUUGGAGAGGAGAUGUCAUGUGUCCGGGAAUGAUGGAAAACUAUGCUAAGCACCUUCUGUACAUCAUCAGAAACACGUCAAAAGAAUCAAAACAAAUGUGCCUUGAUCUCAAUUUCUGCGAACCCCCACGCCCAUCAGACUACAAGCCAAGAGAUAGCGUCCUAGAAGAUAGUUACCCCAAGGACUACAUAGACAGACCUCGAAAAUACAAACGCAGGGGAAAGGCACAAGCUGCUGAUUUUCGACUUGUACAACUAGCCGACAUUCAUUUUGAUGCUAAAUACGAAGAGGGAUCUCAAACUGACUGUGGUCUUGUUGUCUGCUGCGCUAAUCACAGGAAUUGGGCCGUCAAUGGGUCGGGCAGUGCCGGUGCAUGGGGAGAUUACAACUGUAACACUCCUAAACGCACAUUUGAAUAUUACCUUCGGCAGAUCAAUAGCCUCACCCCAAGUCUGGAUGCUGUUGUUUACACAGGCGACCACCCACCACAUGCCAUGUGGGAAGAGACGUUCGAACACCAGCUGGGAAUGUCUAAAGAAGUGAUGGACUCUUUCUCUAAAUUGCUUCCGAAUAGAACAGUCUAUCCAAACUUAGGGAAUCAUGAACUGUUCCCAACCAACAUGUAUUAUCUACCAAGGCCUGAAGUUCAGGAGACCCUGGAGAAGAUCUCACAGUGGUGGCCACAGGUGGUGAAUCUAAGUAGCACACAGGUGAACAAUAUAAAGAAGAACGGUUACUAUACAGUCUUGGUGAAAGCCGGCCUGAGAAUUAUAUCCUUCAAUACUAACUAUGGAUAUACCAUGAACUUCUAUAACGUUCUCAACAUGGGAAGCUCUUAUGAGAAUGAUGCCAAGAAAUUUGUGGAAGACUCCCUUGCACUUGCCAGGACUAGAUCAGAGAAGGUAAUAAUGGUAGGGCAUCAUCCACCAGGUGGCAGUGACGCUGGAUCAGCGUGGGGCAAGUGGUACAACAAUUUGAUAGUCAGCUAUAGCGAUCUCGUGGUUCUCCAGAUGUGUGGCCAUACACAUAGAGAUCAUUUCCACGUGAUGCGAGAUUACAGCACCAACUUACCAAAGGCUGUGUACAACAUUGCACCAUCAAUGACUACAUUCGGGCGUAUCAAUCCCUCGGCAAGAAUAUUUGUCCUAGAUGGCACCACGUUCGAACUGAAGGAAAUUGAACAGUACAGAUUUGACGUCAAAGCUGCAAGAGCCAAUAAUUCGGAGCCAAAGAUUGAGCUUGCAUACAAAGCCAAAGAAUAUUAUGGGAUGCAAGAUCUCUCUCCUGCUUCCUGGAUGAGCCUCGCUCAAAGAAUGCGCACUAAUGAGACACUGUUUAAUCUGCACUAUAUGAACCACUGGGCUAAUUCUGGCAAUCACCAGGGAAAUCCAUGUGAUGCAAAAUGCCGCCAUGACUAUAUUUGUGGACUGGAGCAUUCUCGCUACGACCACGAGGUUUGGUGUGGGAGAGAGUUUAUAGAAACCACCACGGGUGGCCCCAAUGUAACUGAUACAGUAACAAACCCAGUAACCAAACCAUCGUCGUCUGGUAAAACAGUAUUUUCAACGUUGGUAAUGAUAGCUGGGACAGUUCUUGCUUUACAUUGAACACUGAAGUAAUAUAAUUGGACAAACGCCUGAACCACUCUUAGUGCAACAUUCAACAAGUGGCCAUGUGACGCUUGGUUCUGAGGUAAUGGUUGCACAUGAUCUUCAGAAUUAUUCAUUUCCUGACAUUAUACUAAGUUUGGCAAAUUGACAUUCAAUGAGCUUGGGCAAGGGAAGUUAUUGUUCUAGUCACCAGAGCAUCUAAUUGGGCAAUGAAGGUGCCAUUACAAUGGAACUUGUAAUAUUUAAUGAACUUAAUACAGAUUUACAUUUUGAUUUUUAUAUAUUUAGUAAUAUACACUUUAUAACUACAAAUAUCUCUGUACAUAGAACGAUAGGUGCUAAGAGAAAAUAUAUUAGUACAGGAUCCUGUUUCAAGAUGGACUAAAAGCCUAAAAUACACUAAGCAAAUCAAAAUGUGAUCACUGAUAUAAUGAAACAGGUCCAUUGAAUUACUUUGUGAUACAAUGUAUUUUUUUACAAAAAUGAAUGGAUGAUUUAUGCCAAUCACUAAAUAAAAUAUCAAAGCUAAAAGCUUCAACUGUA
This is a messenger RNA of Owenia fusiformis, 2652 nucleotides long. The record is from the annotation of a GenBank genome assembly. NCBI's taxonomy places the organism in Eukaryota, Metazoa, Annelida, Polychaeta, Sabellida, Oweniidae.